Molecule: messenger RNA, 1556 nt
Organism: Sabethes cyaneus
Lineage: Eukaryota; Metazoa; Arthropoda; Insecta; Diptera; Culicidae
Gene: Rsf1
Product: RNA-binding protein Rsf1
Exons: 2
Coding region: 247-831 (194 amino acids)
Biological process (GO): mRNA splicing, via spliceosome
Cellular component (GO): nuclear speck
Molecular function (GO): RNA binding
Source: RefSeq, a predicted model, not a curated record
UCGACUGAAUCGGACGGAAAAAGGUGUUAAUCUGUGUGAUUCGACAGUGUUCCAUAGACCGUUUGGUGAAACAGCAAAAUUUUCAGUCAACUACGCCAUCUUUGCCAACGCCGCCGCCCGCUUCUGCAACGACGAAGCAAGCUCUUCUGCGACGUAUCGCAUUCUACGAAACCGACGUUAAUCAACGCUUCGUCGACAUCUACGCAAGGCACGCACACUCGACGUUUGAAAUAGUUGAUCAGAAAGAUGAGUGAACAAAAGGGCACUAGAGUCUACGUCGGCAACCUCACCGAUAAAGUAAAGAAGGAGGAUCUCGAGGGAGAAUUCACCAAGUACGGUAAAUUGAACUCUGUUUGGGUAGCUUUCAAUCCCCCAGGUUUCGCUUUCAUUGAGUUCGAAAAUAAAGAGGAAGCCGAAUCGGCAUGUGACAACCUAAACGGUCAGGACAUCCUCGGUUCAAAACUCCGGGUGGAGAUCUCGAAGGGUCGUCGAAGCACUCGCGGAGGGUCGCGCGGAUUUCGCGGACCGCCCGGACGCUCCAACAGCGGUGGUGGCGGCGGUUUUCGUUCAAGCUCUCGAGGUGGCUUCCGCGAUGGCGGCGGCUACCGAAAUGGUGGCAGCGGUGGAUUCCGCGGAGGAAGUCGCAGUGGAAGCCGUUUCGACAGCUAUGGAAGCAGCCGCUCGUCGGGAGGGUCAGGCGGGUACGGCCGUGAUUCGAAUCGCGAUGGUUACGGAGGUGGCUUCGGCAGCAACUACGGCGGCGGUCGAAGCAGCGGCGGUGGCGGUCGGUUCCGAUCAAGAUCACCCGUUGGCGCUCGUGGUAGAUAUUAAGUGUGUAUGUAAGAUGAAUUGAUUUAGCUACCGCCACAUUUAUUCCCCGGAAUGCGUAAUUUGAGUAAAAGUGACUUGACAUAACCUCUUGCAACAAAAAUAGUAGGAUAGGAUCAAACCCCAUCCUGUUUAUUUUAUUGGUAAAGUUUUAAAUUUACACAGUUUUUGUCUUUAGGGCCUAACCUUGCACAUAGUUUUGACGCAAAUUUCGACGAGUUCACUCAGUAAUAUCCAUUAGUUUGAGUUUUACCAACAAAAAAUCACGGAGAAAGUUAGAUGAAAGUAACUUAUCAUAUUUUAUACUGUUUUAUAUGUGUUUUAAUAUAUAAAAUAGAAAUGACGUUAGAGUAUUGAUGUUACAUAUACCACUGUAACGUAUUUUUUUAGCGUCAUCUGAUAACGGAUUCAUUUGGCAAAACUAAACUUGUUCCUUUUUGCGUUAAAAUUCGAGCGAAAAAUAAUGCAUGCAGAAGAGGAUGAAUCACGCAAUUUUAUUUACUGAAUCGUAGUUUCACCAAUCCUGUGCACACACGGCAACAGCGCGGUGCAAUAUCUUCUGAAGAAAACCAAAAAGAAAUUAUCGUACUUGUAUACUGAUACUGAUCUGUUUCUUAGAACUCAUCAGCUUUCGUUCAAGUACACAGCACACCCGAUAUAUUCCGAAAAUGGAAAGAAAAUAUAUAAAUUUCGUAUUAGUAAGAAAAUCAUACAAUAAAAACAAAUAA